GGCGCUGCCAAGAAGCACCUAUAUUCUUACAUUCUGCAAGAGAAUCUCACGCUCUGGGCCAGGUGGAUAGUUAAAAAUACGCGUAUUUUACGCAUGGCCGAUAAUCUUCAUCAUGUUUGUCUUUGAAUGCUUUUUGGCACGCGCUCUGUCUUCUGCGUAACGCGCUUUAAAUCGGAUCUCGGCGCAUUUUAAGCAGCUUGUCCCUUCUCAGCUUGUUCAAGCCAAAAGAAGGAUGGAGUGAUGGAGGGAUGGUGUUGGAUGAAUAUCUGGCAUCACCGGUACCUCAGAGCCGCUGAAGAGGACUGAAACUCGACCUCUAGCUCCUAAUCUGCAGAUUUACAGAGGGGUAUAUAGGUAGAUUACAGCGAACACGAACCGGAUGCUGGAACUGCGCUCUCACAAACACCUGAGCAGACAUCCCAUAUCAUUUAAAUUAGUGCUGUUGGAUUGCAGAGCAAAAUGGUGGAGCACAGCGGGCCCGAUGUGAAGUUUGUCAACAAGUACUGUCCCAGCUCGUCCUCUUCGUCUUCAGCCUCUUCAUCAUCCUCAUCCUCCUCUUCCACGGCGCGCGAGAUGAAGAUUUUGGCCACGCUGCGCGGCAGCCUGAGCCGGAAAUACCCGCAGAAGAACGGCGAGGUGCUGAGCGCACAGUACGGCAUCAACCUGCUGCUCGUGGGCCUCGCGCUCAUGCUCGCGCUCGCGUACCAGGGACCCACCGUGACCGAGGAGACGGUGCUGGCUUUCCUCUCCACGCUCAUGCUCAUGCAGCUGCUGUGGAUGAUCUGCUACGUGGCGCGCCUGGAGCGCAAGCGCAAUGCGCCGCCUGAGAGAGACGCGAACGCGGCCACCAGCUGGAUUCGAGGUGGCCUGACUCUGCUCGCUCUGCUCUCACUCAUCACAGAUGCUUUCCGUGUCGGGAACUACGUCGGUUAUCAGGAGUGUGUGUCUCCUGUGCUUGGUGUCUACCCGGUGGUACACGCACUUCAUACGGUGUCACAGGUUCACUUUCUCUGGUUUCACGUUAAAGACGUCAUCAAGCGUUACGAAACGUUCGAGAGGUUUGGUGUGAUUCAUGCUGUGUUCACUAACCUGCUGGUUUGGAGUAACGGAGUAAUGACUGAAGCCGAACAUGCUCUCAAUGACCACAAGAGACGGUUAUCGGCGGUCGGAUCCUUCAACUUCACUGAUUGGGAGAGCACUCAACCUAACUGUAACUGUACGACCAGUGCGUGUUCGAUGUUCAGCAGCAGUCUGUACUAUCUCUGUCCCUUCAACAUCGAGUACCACAUCUUAGUCUCUGUGCUGCUCUUCGUCAUGUGGAAAAACGUUGGCCGAACCCUCGACCAACGCACCAAUCAGAAGCCUGCGUCAUCACCUCUUUUGAUAACAGGCUCAGGAGACGGACCUUUCCUGCUGCUCGGCCCGGCCUUCGGGCUCUUGGCACUUGCGAGUGCCAUCACGGUGCUUGUCAUCUACAUCAUCCACGUGGAGGAGUCACUGGAGGCACGCCAUGCAGCCAUUUCCAUGUUCUACUGGUUCGGAAUCGUCAUUUUGGCAUGCAUGAGUGUCGCUGGUGCUGUCGGAUUGGUCAUCUAUCGCCUCGAGGAUUGGCCCAUGGACACGGCACCGAAUCCGGCCAGGACGCUCGAUUCGAAGCUGCUCCUCGGUUCUUCCAUUGGCUCCUGGCUCGUCUGCUGGUGCAGCGUCAUCGCCGUUGGCGGUGCAACAAAUUCACCCAACUACCGAUGGGCCAAUUUAGGAUACGCCAUACUUUUAGUUCUGGAGAAGUGCGUGCAAAAUCUGUUCGUCGUCGAGUCGCUGUACAGAAGACGACGUGAGCCUGAAGAGCGUGGGCCUGGCCUUCGCGCCACACAUAACUCCAUCCUCAGCCCCAGCCAAGGAAAUGAGAAAAUCUUUGCAGUGUAUGACGGUAUCAUUAACCAUGCAUACGAGUCACCAGAUAAACAAUGUGAGAACGAUAAACAAGCUUACAGCAGGAACAGCGAGAAGCACGUGGAGCAUUCUCACGGACACGGGACGCCAGAGACGCCAAACAGACAGAGGCAGCUCCUGAAGAACAUCGCCAUCUUCCUGUUUAUGUGCAACAUCUCACUCUGGAUCCUACCUGCAUUUGGAUGCCGACCACAGUUCGAUAACGGUCUGGAGGAAGCAUCGUUUGGAUUCCCCAUCUGGAGCACGGUGCUGAAUUUCGCCCUUCCCAUGAGCCUCUUCUACCGCAUGCACUCUGUCGCCGUUCUCUUCGAAGUUUUCCGGAAGAUUUAGGCCCCGCCUCCCUACCCGUGUGGUGUUUCUUUUGUGCACAGUAACGAUGAUUCCCUUUAUUGAGUUCUCGGAAACCAGGGUUCUCUUUCUCAACAUUUUUGUUUUCUCAAGAAAAGUAACGAAAACCCUUUUCUCUGCAAUUUUGAUUGCACAGAAGAAAGAGCGACUGGAGCUUAGUGCUAGAAAUUAGUGCUUGGUUGCCUUUUCUCCUCUGUGCCUAAACAAAAAGCCAGAGUUUUCUCUCUAUUAGGGGUUGCACAAGUCUUAUUUCUGUUAAACUAGUCGACUAGUUUUCUGUAGUUAACGCAACAACCUCGCUUCUUUAUUAGUGAAGGACGCAUCAAACCGUGCUUCAUUUAACAGCCUGAAAAUGAUAUUUAUAGCUUUGCUGUUUACUGUAGGCUACACUAAUCAGUGCAAUAAAUGUGCCAAAUAAUAAAUAUGUAGACCCUUAAACAUAGAACACAGGCCAGAUAAGAAGUUCACAUAAAGAAAAGCCACGCCGAUUAACGUGUUUGGUCAGGGCGUGAUGCUCGGGCAGUGCUGAGAAAUACGUUAAUCAUGUCUGGUGUAAAUAAAAGUAAUGUUGUGCAUGGAGGGUGGGAUCCUAUCGGACCCUGUGCCCAGAGGUGCGUGGUCAGAUAUGAAUCUCGUGGGAUAAAGAAAGGGCUUUAUUGAUUCAUCUUCUGUAACUGCAUUAUCCUAUUAAAUUGAUUAAUGAUUUAGCAGGGGUUUACUUCCUCAUGGUUAGCAUGUUACCCUCACACCUUCAGGGUUGGCGGUUUGAUUCCUCAUGAUUCGGGGGGUUUCCUCCAGUUUCCUCCUCCAGUCCAAAGGCUGAUUGGCAUCUCUAAAAUUGUCAGUAGUGUGUAUGUGAUUUUGCCCUGCGAUGACUUGGCACCCUGUCUAAGUUGUACCCCUGACUCAGACUCCAGGUUCCCUGCGACCCUGCGUAGGAUAAGCGCUACAGAAGAUGAAUGGCUGGCAUAGAAUAUAUCUAUUUUGACGCAUAGUUUUAGCAACAUUUGAUAAUAACAACCGCAGAAGGGGGUAGAAUUGUUCAGCCUUUUUUUUCUAGGAAUUUACCCUUAAACUUUAAUCAUUUUUGGAAACGUUCCUUCCAAAAAUGUCAUCCAGGAUUUUUUGCAUGCGCACAAAAAAUGAUUAGAACGCAAUAUGGGGAGGGAGUGGUCAGAAUUUCCUUCAAGAGUGGGCGGAGUUUAAAAAACAAUCCCUGCACACUCGGCUCUGUGGUUAACCUUAAACCUGAUUUGACAGCAUCCGUUUGUUCCGUGUAAUGGCAUGGUUCGCUGUUUAGUAGCGGAUCAUUUGAUCCACAUGAUUUGGCACAGGUUUUACCCCAGAUACCCUUCCUGUCACAACCCUCCCAUUUUUAUCCAGGCUUGGGACUGGCACUGAGAGUUAACUCUUUAGUGGCUGGGGUGGCACCCUGCCCGGGAAUCGAACCCAGGCCUCGGCAACGAGUGCACAGGAUCCUGCCGCUGGACCAUGGUGAUAACGUCCUAAUACAAACAAAACAAAGACUUGUGUGAAUGUAUUAGUCAACUAUGCAAUCCCGACCUGUCUACUGUCUUUGGAUGGGAAGCUUCUGUCACUCCUCUGAUCGGAUGAAAUUAUUUAAUAUUCAGUCCACGACUGGAUGAAAGGCAUAACUCUUGUAAUUUCAUUUCUCUUUCCUGUGAUUACACUCAACGCCAUUUUCACCUUCCCCUUUGUGAACGAACAGCUCUUGGAUUUCUUUUCAUUAUGAUUAGACACAAAUAAGAGCUUUGCUUUCUCUCCAUAGAAUCAUUAUAGCAAAAGACAAUGUUUGUUAUUUUCACUGUGAUUUCUCUUCACUGCAUUGUGAUUGGCCAUUGAAGCCAUUUGUUCCAUCAUCUCCCUAUUGGGAUUGAACUGAAAGGUGACCUUUUCUCUCCUCCUCUUGGACAGAAGACAAGCCUUUUGACCUUCUCCGUAAUGUAAUCUGAUGGAAGACAAACCUUUAUUCUUCUUCUUUUUUUUAUCGCUUUUUACCGUAUUUGACUGGAUGGAAUGAAAGGCUUUCUGCUUUUAUCCCAUUGUGUUUUAGACAGAAUGGAAAGCAUGUGGAUUUUCCUCCACGUCAUGAGCAUUCGGAAUUCUUCCUCCGGGAGAAUACAGGAGCAGUCACAUUCUCCGUGAGCUGAUGUUAUACACACACACACACACACACUCGGCACUUUCCACAGACUCUGUAACACACUCAAACACUUCUGGACUCUACAGGUGCUCUCGUUGUUUUUUUUCUCUCAGAGCGAGUUUGUUGGUGCUAACUCAAACAUGCAAAACACAAAGGCUUCAGGUUAGCAACAACCCGAGAACCAGAUGUUAAUGUUUCGAAUCGUGACACAUCAGGUCUAACAAGAAUCUUGACCGGGAUCUGAGUGUAUGAUUAAUAAACACACCCACUGGCCACUUUAUUAAGAACACAGUUAUCUAAUCAGCCAAUCAGGUGGCAGCAGCACGAUACAGGUCUUUAGUUAAUGUUCACAUCAAACACUAGAAUGGUGAAACAGUCUGAUCUCUGUGACUUUAAGCAUGGCGUAGAUGUUAGUGUUACAUGGCCAGAUGGGCAGGUUUGAGUGUCUCCAGAGUGAGAAACCAGAGGUCCGAGCUGACAGGAAGACUAUAGUAGCUCAAAUAAUCACUCUUUACAACCAUAGUAAACAGAAAAGCAUCUCCAAAAAUCAAACCUUGAGGUGAAUGAUGCCAAGUUCCAGCCAUCAUGGGCAGAUAGUCAGAUUGAUUAAUGCCCAUGAUAGCCUCAGAUUCUUGUUCGAACAGGCAGGGGCCUUUCUGUGUGGCGUUUCCAUGUUCUCCCCGUGCCUGCGUGGGUUUAUUCCGGGUACUCCGGUUUCCUCCCACAGUCCAAAAACAUGUACAUUAGGUUGAUUGGUAAUUCUAAAUUGCCUGUAGGUGUGAGUGUGUGUGGUUGUCUGUCUGUGACCCUGUGAUGGACUGGUGACCUGUCCAGGGUGUACCCCUGCCUUUCGCCUCAAUGUGUGCUGGGAUAGGCUCCAGCAGAUCCCUGCAAACCUAACUGGGAAUAAAGUGGGGAUGAAAAAUGGAUGGACAAACAUAAUAAAAAUAAAACUAUGCAGUAGACUAUGUAAAUAUAGAAAUCUAGACUGUUAUCUAUAUGUGCAAGUGUAACUCACACCUUCUAUCCAUUUCCACAGUCGCUCAUUGACUGUUUUUUGUUUUUCGCACCAUUCUGUAAAAGUGAUUCAGUGAUCAACAGUUCCAUAAAUACCCCAACCUGCCCAGUUGGAACUAACAACCAUGCCAAAUCACAGAGAUCAGACUUUUCCUUCACUCUGAUGUUUGAUGUGAAGAGCUGCGUGAUUUUGUUUAUGCGUUGUGAUGCUGCCACCUGAUUGGCUGAUUAUAGCCAGCCAAUCAGCUGAUUGUAUAUACACUAUAUUGCCAAAAGUAUUCGCUCACCCAUCCAAAUAAUCAGAAUCAGGUGUUCCAAUCACUUCCAUGGCCACAGGUGUAUAAAAUCAAGCACCUAGGCAUGCAGACUGUUUUUACAAACAUUUGUGAAAGAAUGGGUCGCUCUCAGGAGCUCAGUGAAUUCCAGCGUGGAACUGUGAUAGGAUGCCACCUGUGCAACAAAUCCAGUCGUGAAAUUUCCUCGCUCCUAAAUAUUCCACAGUCAACUGUCAGCUGUAUUAUAAGAACGUGGAAGUGUUUGGGAACGACAGCAACUCAGCCACGAAGUGGUAGGCCACGUAAACUGACGGAGCGGGGUCAGCGGAUGCUGAGGCGCAUAGUGCGAAGAGGUCGCCAACUUUCUGCAGAGUCAAUCGCUACAGACCUCCAAACUUCAUGUGGCCUUCAGAUUAGCUCAAGAACAGUGCGCAGAGAGCUUCAUGGAAUGGGUUUCCAUGGCCGAGCAGCUGCAUCCAAGCCAUACAUCACCAAGUGCAAUGCAAAGCGUCGGAUGCAGUGGUGUAAAGCACGCCGCCACUGGACUCUAGAGCAGUGGAGACGCGUUCUCUGGAGUGACGAAUCGCGCUUCUCCAUCUGGUAAUCUGAUGGACGAGUCUGGGCUUGGCGGUUGCCAGGAGAACGGUACUUGUCUGACUGCAUUGUGCCAAGUGUAAAGUUUGGUGGAGGGGGGAUUAUGGUGUGGGGUUGUUUUUCAGGAGCUGGGCUUGGCCCCUUAGUUCCAGUGAAAGGAACUCUGAAUGCUUCAGCAUACCAAGACAUUUUGGACAAUUCCAUGCUCCCAACUUUGUGGGAACAGUUUGGAGCUGGCCCCUUCCUCUUCCAACAUGACUGUGCACCAGUGCACAAAGCAAGGUCCAUAAAGACAUGGAUGACAGAGUCUGGUGUGGAUGAACUUGACUGGCCUGCACAGAGUCCUGACCUCAACCCGAUAGAACACCUUUGGGAUGAAUUAGAGCGGAGACUGAGAGCCAGGCCUUCUCGUCCAACAUCAGUGUGUGACCUCACAAAUGCGCUUCUGGAAGAAUGGUCAAAAAUUCCCAUAAACACACUCCUAAACCUUGUGGACAGCCUUCCCAGAAGAGUUGAAGCUGUUAUAGCUGCAAAGGGUGGACCGACGUCAUAUUGAACCCUAUGGAUUAGGAAUGGGAUGUCACUUAAGUUCAUAUGCGAGUCAAGGCAGGUGAGUGAAUACUU
Molecule: messenger RNA, 6975 nt
Organism: Hemibagrus wyckioides
Lineage: Eukaryota; Metazoa; Chordata; Actinopteri; Siluriformes; Bagridae
Gene: otop1
Product: otopetrin 1
Exons: 6
Coding region: 460-2283 (607 amino acids)
Biological process (GO): proton transmembrane transport; inner ear morphogenesis
Cellular component (GO): membrane
Molecular function (GO): proton channel activity
Source: RefSeq, a predicted model, not a curated record